AUGUUUUUAUCGUUUAAAUUGUUGGUUGGCCUUUUAGGUGUUUUUCUGUUGAUGCUUUUGAGCCCCACGGAGGGGCAAUUGGACCUAAGUAAUAUUGGUGUCCUACAAAUUGCCGGCAAUAAACAGUAUUUUGUUGAGAAAGCAGUUAGAGUUAAUUGGCAUAGAGCUUUACAAACUUGUGCUAAAAUGAAUAUGAGUUUGGCAUCGAUUGAAUCGGCCACGGAGCAGACAAACUUGAAGACUUUGUUGUAUUCGAAUUCUGCCUUAGAAAAACAAUACUGGUUGUCUGGCAAUGAUUUGUCGGCAAGUCGUAACUUUGUUUGGUUCGGUAAUGGUAAAACCUUCAGCUAUUCCAGCUGGGCUUCUGGUCCCGGCACCAGCUCUAGCCAACGUUGUGUAAGCACUAAUGCCGCCUUUAAUUGGCGCCGAGAUUCUUGCAGUAAUUUACACUACUUCAUAUGUGAGAAACUCGUUGAGCCGCCAUGUAGUUUUGAGGGAGAAUGUUUACAAAAACCCACCAUAAUUUUUUAA
This is a messenger RNA of Calliphora vicina (urban bluebottle blowfly), 531 nucleotides long. Its product is annotated as lectin subunit alpha-like. Lineage: Eukaryota; Metazoa; Arthropoda; Insecta; Diptera; Calliphoridae. The coding region runs from base 1 to 531 and encodes 176 amino acids. Gene Ontology annotation, molecular function: signaling receptor activity. The transcript is spliced from 2 exons. The record is from RefSeq and is a predicted model, not a curated record.